AUGAACACCUACCUCUUUGUAUAUGACUUAAUGCAAUUCUGUGGACAUUCCUGGAUAUUUACAAAUAUGAUCAUCAGGUUCAUUUCAUUUGGAAAAGAUUCGUUGGCUGACACAUUUUACUCCAUAGGACUUGUAAUGCGCCUUUGCCAGUUGAUGUCUAUACUGGAGAUCCCACACAUCCUCAUUGGCAUUGAUAAAAGUCGUCUCUUCCCCAGGUUUUUGCAGAUCACCGAGAGAAUAAUUGUUUUAUUUGUCGUGAUCAACAGUCAGGAAGAAGUUCAAGGGAAAUACAUUGUGUGUGUUUUAUUUUUCCUUUGGAAUUUAUUAGAUGUGGUCAGGUACACUUACAACAUGUUAGCAAGGACAGGAAUAUACUACCUACCACUGACAUGGCUCAACUUUUCACUGUGCAUCCCGCUCUAUCCCCUUUCAGUUCUGGCUAAAGCAUUUGCAAUUUGGGUAUCACUGCCUUAUUUUGAAUCCUUUGGCACAUACUCCAUCAAGCUACCACUUCCAAUCACCUUCUCAAUCUACUUCCCCUAUGUUCUGAAAAUGUACCUGCUAGUGCUGUUUAUAGGUAUGUGCUUUAUCAUCCAGAACCUCCUCUCCGAAAGGAAGGCACACCUAGGGACAGGCAACAUCAAAAAGAAAAGAAGCUAA
This is a messenger RNA of Balearica regulorum gibbericeps (East African grey crowned-crane), 660 nucleotides long. It is a transcript of the gene HACD4, whose product is annotated as 3-hydroxyacyl-CoA dehydratase 4. Lineage: Eukaryota; Metazoa; Chordata; Aves; Gruiformes; Gruidae. The record is from RefSeq and is a predicted model, not a curated record. Gene Ontology annotation, biological process: very long-chain fatty acid biosynthetic process; fatty acid elongation; sphingolipid biosynthetic process. Gene Ontology annotation, molecular function: 3-hydroxyacyl-CoA dehydratase activity. Gene Ontology annotation, cellular component: endoplasmic reticulum membrane.